This is a messenger RNA of Funneliformis geosporum, 233 nucleotides long. NCBI's taxonomy places the organism in Eukaryota, Fungi, Glomeromycota, Glomeromycetes, Glomerales, Glomeraceae. The record is from the annotation of a GenBank genome assembly.
AAAUAUUAAGGCUGCCUUAUUUUAACCUGAUUCGAUAUCUUGUCAUCGAUCUGAUGCAUUACCUUUUUCUUGGUAUUGCCUAUUGGAUAGUAAAAAGGUUAUGGUCUACCAAAAUCGAUCUUGUAUUAUUAGAAGAACAGGCAAAAAUUAUCAACCUACCUGCUGAUUUGGGUCAGAUUCCAAAUAAAAUUUCAAUUAGAGAAGGGUUUUCUAGCUUUAUUGCCGAUCAAUGA